AUGGCGUCUAAAACAAUAAAAUUCAAUGCCGGUAAGGUGGAAUAUGAUGAAGAAACAAAGCGCUGCACUCCAUUACCACACAAGGGAGUCAUCUCACUCAAGCCAAAUGCAGAUGAUGAAGAUUUCUUUGACUUUACAUGGUCGCCAAAGUCAAGUAGCUCAGGAAACAUCGAGAAGGAUGAAUUGCUAGUCAUACCAGGAGAUGUUAGUUUCAAACAGAUGACAUCGUGUAAAACAGGACGAGUAGUUGCAUUGACAUUUUUGAGUUCAGGAGGAAAGAAUUUGUAUUGGUUACAAGACGUCGGGGACGACGAAGAAUUAAGCAAAUUGACCCCUAAGGACAAAAGCAUAUUGGAUAAGGUGAACGAAUUGAUUUCUCCAAGUGGUGAAGAAGAAGAAACCGAAGCUAAAGAAGAAACCGAAGAGUAA
Molecule: messenger RNA, 429 nt
Organism: Debaryomyces fabryi
Lineage: Eukaryota; Fungi; Ascomycota; Pichiomycetes; Serinales; Debaryomycetaceae
Product: proteasome regulatory particle lid subunit
Exons: 1
Coding region: 1-429 (142 amino acids)
Biological process (GO): ubiquitin-dependent protein catabolic process
Cellular component (GO): nucleus; proteasome regulatory particle, lid subcomplex; cytoplasm
Molecular function (GO): endopeptidase activator activity; proteasome binding; ubiquitin binding
Source: RefSeq, a predicted model, not a curated record